AUGAAGAAGGAAAAAGUAGCAGAAUUCUUUAAUACUUUGGAAACAGUAGUAGAUAACAACAAUUUAAGAGGAAAACCUGAAUGUGUAUACAAUGUUGAUGAAACCGGUAUGCCGCUUAGUAACCGCCCACCCAACAUUAUAGCCCAAAAAGGUGCUAAAGAUGUUGUCAGCAUGACUAGUGUUGAACGAGGUGAAAAUGUAACCGUUCUAGCCUGUAUGAAUGCAGCAGGACAGUACAUACCUCCAUUUGUUCUAUUCAAAGGUGUACGUAAACGUGACGAUUUUCUCCUAGGUAUGCCACCUGGUACUGAAGUUGCCAUGACAGAAAACGUCUGGGUCACCGAAGAAGCUUUUAAGUUGUGGCUGCAACAUUUCAAUCGCUACCGGACCCCAGGAAAAGUAGUUCUAAUUUUGGAUGGGCAUGCGUCUCACACCAGCUACUCAGUGGUAGACUUGUGUGACUCUUUCGAAAUUGAACUUGUACUUCUUCCUCCACACACAUCACAUGCCCUGCAACCGCUCGAUGUAUCGUUUUUCAAACCGCUCAAAACCUAUUAUCACCAACAAGCUACAGCAUGGCAACAUUCACAUCCCAAUCAAGGAAUCACAAAAGUCGCUUUCGGAGCACUUUUCCAACGGGCUUGGAAUCAGGCUGCCACUGUUGGGAAUGCUACAAAAGGCUUCGAAAAGACUGGAAUAUUUCCACUAAACGCCAAUGCAAUACCUGACCACAAGUUCAUCGGUGAUCAAGAGUCGGACAUUGUAGAGUCCCAAGUCCAGUCCCCAAGUUCCCAAAAAAUGCAGCUACACGUGCAAGCCACAAAUACAAAACCACUUGAUAAUAUAGUGCCAUCCACAAGUUCACAACAAUCUGACGAAGCCCAGCCUCCCACCUGUGCAGAAAUAAUUAAAGAAAUUCUUCCAUCACCUUUAAAGUCACCAAUUGCUUCUAAAAGAAUUCGUAAAGUUUCAAAACUGGCCUUGCAUUUAACAUCACCUCAGAAUAAGACUACUCUUCUCGAAAAAGAAGCAAAGAAGAAAUUUAAGGUAGACAAUAAAACCAAGGAAAAUAAGGAAAAGGCUGUGGGCAAAGAAAAUACUAUGAAGAAAAUGAAGAAUAAAGCAAAGCUUGCGAUAAAAAUUAAGAGUUCAUCUCCAAAACAUAGAGAGUGGCACUGCAUUUACUGUUCCGAAAUAUUCGUUCAUCCACCAUCAGAGGAUUGGAUUCAGUGCAAUGCCUGCGAAGAAUGGUGCCACGAAAAAUGUGCUGAUAUGGGGGAGGAAAAAGGACCAUAUAUAUGUGAAUUAUGUGCCGAUAAUUAA
Molecule: messenger RNA, 1323 nt
Organism: Parnassius apollo (apollo)
Lineage: Eukaryota; Metazoa; Arthropoda; Insecta; Lepidoptera; Papilionidae
Source: the annotation of a GenBank genome assembly